Arabidopsis arenosa is the source of this 1130-nucleotide messenger RNA. Lineage: Eukaryota; Viridiplantae; Streptophyta; Magnoliopsida; Brassicales; Brassicaceae. The record is from the annotation of a GenBank genome assembly.
CUUCACAGCGAUCGUCGUCAUCUAACAGUUAACGCCGUUAAAAGAUACCGUAACGGCAUUGGUUCAACAGUCUCUCCGGUUCGAUCGCCCAAUCAUAUCUCCGUCGCUGACGUAAGAAUCUCCUUGUACACUGCAAUUUCCACAAGCAAAAGGAGAAAGCUUUGUCUGAGGAAGACGAAGCAAUGGGUGUACUCACGAACAAAGUCGAGAGGGACGAGCUUAAACCUGGUGAUCACAUCUACACUUAUCGAGCCGUCUUCGCUUAUUCUCACCACGGCGUAUUUGUUGGUGGUUGCAAGGUGGUUCAUUUCAAACCUGAGCACAGCUUGAUAUCUCCUACACUCGCUUCUUCUUCUUCUUCUUCGUCUUCUUCAGUUUCAGAGGUUAAUGAUUCUUCAGAAGCUCCUUGUCCUACAUUUCCUGACUGUGGAUAUAAACAACCAAAGAGUGGAGUAGUACUUUCUUGCCUUGACUGUUUUCUCAAGAAAGGUUCUCUUUACCGUUUCGAAUAUGGAGUCAGCUCAUCGAUUUUCCUCACCAGAUUCCGCGGUGGCACGUGCACAACUGCUCCAUCUGACCCGCUUCAAACAGUCAUCCAUAGAGCAAUGCACCUUCUCCAAAACGGAUUUGGUAACUACGACGUCUUCCAGAAUAACUGCGAAGAUUUUGCUCUCUACUGCAAGACAGGAUUGCUCAUUCUGGAUAAGAACGGAGUUGGUAGAAGCGGUCAAGCCAGCUCCAUUCUAGGCGCUCCUCUAGCUGCACUCCUCUCGUCACCUCUCACAUUGUUGAUUCCAAAUCCUGUUGGUGUAGCAACGGUCACUGCUGGGAUGUAUUGUAUGAGUAGGUAUGCUACUGAUAUCGGUGUUAGAAACGAUGUGAUCAAGGUUCCUGUUGAGGAUUUAGCUCUGAACCUUGGCUUUAAAACCCUCAAGAGAAACAGGAAAGCUUUUGGCACCAGCAUUUCCAGGUGAACACAUGUUCUAUGAUGUUCAUCGAAAAGUACAUAAGAUUGGCCAAUGUUUAGUCAUGAUCUUAUUUUCCCCUUGAUCUCAUUUCUUGCUUGCCAUGGUGACACUGUAAGGAUUCUCUAGAUUCAUUGUGGAUUCCAAUCAAGAUUUAGUUCGAUC